Molecule: messenger RNA, 333 nt
Organism: Hymenoscyphus albidus
Lineage: Eukaryota; Fungi; Ascomycota; Leotiomycetes; Helotiales; Helotiaceae
Source: the annotation of a GenBank genome assembly
AUGGCUGGCGGCGCUGGACAGCGUCGGGGUCGUGACCUCGACCAGCCACAACCCCCACCACACAAUGGCGGAUACCCUCCGGAAGGAUAUUCUGCCCAACGACCACAAAAUCAAGCUGGAAAGCAUGAUGGUCCCGGUCCAGGAUCAGCCCGCAGUGUAGGAAGUGGUGCAAGCAUGCCUCCUCAAAGUGGUGGAUUGCCACCCCCUUUGGGAUAUGACCCAGGCCGCAUCACUUGCCAGCCUGUAAAGGAGAGUGCUAUUUCAAACACCCGUGUUGAGUUACCUCCUGAUGCAGCAGGCCUUGAUCGUAAAGUGAGUGAUCUGUUUUUUUGA